Glycine soja is the source of this 1873-nucleotide messenger RNA. Its product is annotated as putative G3BP-like protein. Gene Ontology annotation, cellular component: ribonucleoprotein complex; cytosol. Bases 141 to 1526 code for a protein of 461 amino acids. Gene Ontology annotation, molecular function: mRNA binding. The record is from RefSeq and is a predicted model, not a curated record. NCBI's taxonomy places the organism in Eukaryota, Viridiplantae, Streptophyta, Magnoliopsida, Fabales, Fabaceae. The transcript is spliced from 9 exons.
AGCGCUUUCGCUUUCGCACACUCCCUUUUUUCGUGCGCAAGCUGUUCCCGUUGGUCUCUUCCCUCUGCACUACACAUUCACAAUCCCACACUCUCUCACUGUGCCAUCUCUCAUCAUCUUCGCAAUCGCACCCUUCCCAGAUGGCUCUGCAAACAGCUACUCCUCCAACUACUCCCAGUGCCCAAGUUGUUGGUAAUGCAUUUGUUGAGCAGUAUUACCAUAUUCUUCACCAUUCGCCGGAUUUGGUCUAUCGGUUUUACCAGGACUCUAGUGUGAUAAGCCGUCCUGAUUCCAGUGGUGUGAUGACAUCAGUUACGACCAUGAAAGGCAUUAAUGAGAAGAUUCUAUCACUAAAUUUCAAGGAAUUUAAAGCAGAGAUAAAGACUGCAGAUGCUCAAAAAUCAUACAAGGAAGGAGUGACUGUUCUGGUGACUGGAUGCUUGACUGGCAAGGAUAACUUAAGAAGAAAAUUUGCGCAGUCAUUCUUUCUUGCUCCACAAGACAAUGGCUAUUUUGUUCUGAAUGAUGUUUUUAGGUAUGUAGAAGACCAUGAACCAUCAGAACUGCCUCCAGUUACUGGAGAUGGUGAUGCAGCUGCUGUUACAGUAACACCAGAACCAGAACCCAGUCAUUUUGCUGAUUCUUCUGCACCAGACCCCACAAAUUCUCAUGUGAACAAAGGUCAAACUGUUGCUGAGAAUGCUUAUGAGCCAUCUAAUCACCAUGAGAGACAGAUACCUGUUGAGAAUGUCGACAAUGUAGAACCACAUUUUCAGUCAAAUGGUAAUGAUGAUUCUCAGGCCACAGAAUUGGCUUCUUCAGCUCAAGAGAAGAAGUCUUAUGCAUCUAUUGUGAAAGUCCAAAAAGAGGGUUCAGUUGCAACUAAAGUCUAUGUGCCUACUAAUACACUAAAGUCAGGGCCUAACAAAACUGAGAACAAGGUAGUUGAGUCAGUAGAAUCUACUGAAGUGUCUGAAGCAGCUUUGGAUAGUGUUAACAACCCUGAAAGUAGUGAUGCUCAUGAGGAAGUUGAGGGGCACUCCAUUUACAUUCGAAAUUUGCCUUUAAAUGUGACGGCUGCUCAGUUGGAACUGGAGUUUAAGAAAUUUGGGCCCAUCAAGCCAGGAGGCAUCCAAGUCAGAAAUAAUAAGCAGCAGGGAUACUGCUUUGGCUUUGUUGAGUUCCUAUCUCUAAAUUCCAUGAAUAGUGCAAUUCAGGCUUCGCCUGUUCCGAUUGGGGGGCGUCAAGCUGUAGUUGAGAUAAAGAGAACCACUACCCGGGUUGGCAGUGGCAUUAACAGUACUGGAAGACCUAGGAUCCCACCUGGUAGGGGUGGGUUACGAAAUGACUCUUUCAGGGGUCGUGGGAAUUAUGGUGGUGGUCGGGGAUACGGUCGAAAUGAUUAUGUAAGCCGUGGCGAGUUUUCUGGUAGAGGUCAUGGUCAUGGUCAUGGAGAAGGUUAUCACCAAGGGAGAGGGAGAGGUGGCCGGUCAAGUGGACAAAAACAAAAUGCUGUUUCCAACUGAAAUACUGGAUGAUUUUUGGGAGGUUGUUCUGAGACCCCCUUUUUUGGGUCAGUCACAAGCAUGGAUAUCCGUGGAAUUAUCAUGUCACCCUCAACCUUCUAAAGGUUCUCAUGUUUCUUUUACUGCAUUUGCACAGUUGUAGUAUUUCUAGUUGUUAUUGCUAUGAUUUUAGUGGGAUGGUAAUGAUCAGGAAUAGGUAUAGUCUUUUCUUUUUUAAAAUUCAAACAGAUGCUAUGACUGGAAUUGGCAGUAGGUUAACCAUCAGUCCUUUUUUAUUUGUUGCUAUGAUGCAACAUUUUUAUAUCUAAGUUGAGAUUUUAAUUUAAAAAGGGUUAUCAUUGGUUCCA